CCCCUUUCCUCCCCGCCCCCCUCCCCCCUUUUCCCCCGAUACCCAUGUCUGGCGGCCCCCCUCGCAAUCAGAACCAGCCGGCCCGGCGCGGCGCCUCGGCCAACAGCGGCGUGUCUCGCGGCGGCCGUGGCGGCGGCCGGCCCGCUGGCGGCCGGACCCAGCACGACGACGCCAAGGCCGCCAACGCGGCCAAGGGCCUGCGCGCGCGCCGCGACCCGGCCCUGGACCUGGCCACCAUGCUCGGGAAAAAGAUUCGCGUGUCCUUUGUCGGCGGCCGUGAGGUCGUCGGUGUCCUCCGCAGCUACGAUCCCCUGAUGAACCUGGUCCUCGACGAGACCGUCGAGUACCUCCGCAACCCCUCCGACUCGACGCAGCUUCUCGUCGACAUCCUGGACCCGGAGUCGAUGGCCACCAUCGCCACCACCCGGCCCCUGGGCCUGGUGGUGGUCCGCACCUCGGCCAUCGUGUCCGUCUCGCCGGACAUGCUGGAGGCCAUCGACAACCCGUUCGAGUCCUACGAGGAGAUUGACGAGGAGACCGCCAUGGCGGCCAUCGGCGCCGCCUCCGGCUCCCCCUCCGCCGAUGCCAUGGUCGACGAGUAAGAGGCCUGGGGGUGUUUUUUUUUCUUUUUCCCCCGGCGCUCGGGCGCGCCCCGGUCACGCGCCGGCGCCCGGCGCCACAUGUGAAUAUAGACCAUCAUGUGUACCUCA
Molecule: messenger RNA, 710 nt
Organism: Fonticula alba
Lineage: Eukaryota; Rotosphaerida; Fonticulaceae
Exons: 4
Coding region: 45-602 (185 amino acids)
Biological process (GO): mRNA splicing, via spliceosome; nuclear-transcribed mRNA catabolic process
Cellular component (GO): catalytic step 2 spliceosome; U2-type prespliceosome; spliceosomal tri-snRNP complex
Molecular function (GO): RNA binding
Source: RefSeq, a predicted model, not a curated record